UGAGCUAUUUUUUCUGUUUAUUGGGUUUUGUCUUUAUCUGUUUUAAUACAUCUUAGUAAUUAUCUUAGUAUUUUAGCGGGUUUUUUUAUAUUUAUUAUUUUAGCUGUAAUUGUUUUUUGUUGGUCAAGGAAGCAAAUUUAUGGAUUCAGAUUACAGGGUUAUUUGAGCUUUGUUGUUGUAUGAAGUAAGAUAUGGUUAGGGUUUUGAUUUGGUUUUUUAAUGAAAGGUUUAAGCUUUUUGAUUAUUGGUUGUGAUGAACAAAAAUUGGAGAAAUGGGUUGGUCUUGGAUAAUGGUUAUGAGAGUAUAGAUUUUGAUGUUGUUAUGAUUUAAUGGAGCUGGAGAACUUUGGAAGAUCUUGUUAGUGGUCCAGUACUAUGUUGGUUUGAGUGAGUUUGUGGAUCUGAAGCUACUGGGAAAAGUAUUUGUCAUCACAGUUUUUAUCUGAAUAUAUUGGACAGGUGGAGAUGAACAAUUUGUUUGGUUCUGAUCAUUUUCACAUUCUUGGUUCUUCAGAAAGUAAUUCUAGGCAAUAGAAUCUUGUGUGAGAUAUUGACUUUAAUGGUUUGAGUUGUGUUGUCAAGCCUCUGUUGGUGGGUUGAAUAAAGCCGCUGUUAAGUUUGUUUUUGGACAUUUGUCUGUUUUUGGAACUCUGAGGGGGUUGUUGUCUUUGUAUGUCUCCAAUUUUCUGAAGCUAUUAUUAAAUUUAUUCUCUUAUUUCUUUGUUUAUGCAGAAAGUUUUUUGUGUAUGCAGUUUGGUGCUUUUGGGUUUUCUAAUUCAGUUCAUGCAUAGAACUGUUUCACUUGGCCUAUCAUUUUCCUGAUUUUUGUCUGAACUAUGUGUGUUCUACUUGGAUGGAUAUAUAGGAAAGUUUGCACAGCUAGCUGUUACUAGUAUUUCAAGGUGCCAGAAGAUGGGGUCUAAUUUCAACUUCAAGAACUUUGGUGAUGCACCACCUGGGGAAGGCAAUGGUGGGAAGGCAGCAGGAAAUUUUACGUUGGCCCGGCAGCCUUCUGUAUACUCUCUGACGUUCGAUGAGUUCCAGAACACCAUAGGUGGACUUGGAAAGGAUUUUGGAUCUAUGAACAUGGAUGAACUUUUGAAAAAUAUAUGGACUGCCGAAGAGACUCAAGGCGUGACAUCUACUUCUGGGGCUGGAGAAGGAAGUGCUCCUGGGGGUAAUUUGCAGAGACAAGGGUCAUUAACUUUGCCACGAACACUUAGUCAGAAGACAGUUGAUGAGGUUUGGAAAGACUUGAUUAGAGAGACAAGUGAUGCUAAAUAUAAUACUGUUGCUAUGGGUUCAAAUUUGCCACAGAGACAACAAACUUUGGGAGAGAUGACUUUGGAGGAGUUUUUGGUGAGAGCAGGGGUUGUGAGAGAAGAUGUCCAACCAGUUGUAAGGCCUAAUAAUAGUGGAUUCUAUGGUGAAUUAUACCGUCCAAAUAACCACAAUGGUUUAGCUCCCGGAUUUCAACAACCAAGUCGAACCAAUGGUCUUUUAGGUAAUCGAGUUGCAGAUAACAAUAAUUCGGUUCUUAACCAGUCUCCCAAUUUAGCACUUAAUGUUGGUGGAGUUAGAUCUUCUCAGCAACAAACACAGCAGCUGCCCCCACAACAGCAGCCACUCUUCCCCAAGCCUACAAAUGUAGCGUUUGCCCCUUCUAUGCAUUUAACAAACAAUGCUCAGUUAACAAGCCCAAGAACCAGGGGACCAAUGACUGGGGUUGUGGAACCUUCUAUGAACACUGUUUUCACUCAAGUUGGUGGGUUUCCAGGUGCAGGAAUUGGAAUGACUGGUUUAGGUACUGGGGGCGGUGCAGUUGCAGCAAGAUCUCCCACAAAUCAGAUAUCACCAGAUGUGAUUGCUAAGAGCAGUGGGGAUACAUCGUCGUUGUCACCAGUUCCUUACAUGUUUAGCCGGGGAAGGAAGUCCAAUGGAGCUUUGGAGAAAGUAGUUGAGAGAAGGCAAAGGAGAAUGAUAAAAAACAGAGAGUCUGCUGCAAGGUCCCGAGCUCGUAAACAGGCCUAUACCUUGGAACUAGAGGCAGAAGUUGCAAAACUUAAAGAAAUGAAUGAAGAAUUACAGAGAAAACAGACAGAAAUAAUGGAAAUGCAGAAAGAUCAGAUUUUGGAGACAGUGAAGCGGCAAAGGGGAGGUAAAAGGCAAUGCUUACGACGGACAUUGACCGGCCCUUGGUAACUUGGAUGAAGUUGGACUGCAGAUGUAAGAUGAGUGCUUGAUUUACAAACAUAUAGGUAGUAUGGUACAAAGAUUGGAGCUUGUAUCUGUUAUCUGAAUCCAAUCUUAUACUAGAAACAGUAGGUAGCUGUCUGUAUAGGAGAGGAGUGGUUGAGUUGUAAAUUACAAACUACGGUCUCAUCUUGUAGAUUAAACUUUUGUAGUGGUAUGAUCGCUGUUUGCUUCUCAUUUUGAUUGCAGAGAGAGUCUAGGAUAAUUGAGCAAGUCAUGUGUAAACUAUUUUAGUAUUGUCCAUCUAAAUAACUAAUACAUUUCUGGCCUUCAUAAA
Messenger RNA from Prunus dulcis (almond), 2530 nucleotides. RefSeq names its product bZIP transcription factor TRAB1-like. The transcript has 4 exons. NCBI's taxonomy places the organism in Eukaryota, Viridiplantae, Streptophyta, Magnoliopsida, Rosales, Rosaceae. Gene Ontology annotation, biological process: positive regulation of DNA-templated transcription. The coding region runs from base 913 to 2202 and encodes 429 amino acids. Gene Ontology annotation, cellular component: nucleus. Gene Ontology annotation, molecular function: DNA-binding transcription factor activity. The record is from RefSeq and is a predicted model, not a curated record.